Messenger RNA from Aphanomyces invadans, 1113 nucleotides. RefSeq lists its product as hypothetical. The record is from RefSeq and is a predicted model, not a curated record. Lineage: Eukaryota; Oomycota; Saprolegniomycetes; Saprolegniales; Verrucalvaceae. The transcript is spliced from 5 exons. Bases 10 to 657 code for a protein of 215 amino acids.
GUCGCAUUGAUGUCGACGGAUGUCGAGGGCAUCUGUCACCCACCGAGUCCGCUGCGCCUGAGCGAAAUCAAAGCGGAUCGAGUGCUGCGGCGCCAAGCGCCAUCGUCUGCCAGCGUUGAAUCGCUGCAAGCUGAACUCGACAGCUGCCUCACGAGCAACGAAAAGGAGUACGUCGACAGCGUUGUGAGGCAAAAAGCCGCCGAGUUCUCCAGGGAAGUUGCCAUCAAACGGCGCUUGCGAACUGCGACCAAGGCAUCGCUCUUGGGCCAGCUCCCAUUGAACGCUACCGGUCCUGUGCCACACACUCCAUCGACCCCUUUUCUUGCAACACUCCGACGGGCCACGUCUGCGAGCGCUCUUCCCCGCUCCAAACUAACCCCACCUUCCUCCGACGUCCGCCGUCCCCUAAAUCCAUCCAAGCGCCGUGACGAUUCCAUUCUAGCAUCGUCUUCCAAUACAUCGUCACCAGGGCAGUUCAGUCUCGUUGGCCUGGCCGGCGGCGUCAACGACGCAGCGCUUCCAUCUGCUGACGUUCCACCGCACCACACGGGUUUGCAGCUCGAACACAUGCUCACCCGCGAGAUGCAUGCGCAAAAGCACCGCCACGCCAUGGAGCAUUUCGCCAUCAAGCUCGAAGCUGAGGCGGCGGCGUGGUAGCGCAAGUACGCCGACGCCGUCAUCGAGUCGAUGCGGUCGAGCGCGCUGGAAGCGGAAGUGGAGACGUUGAAGACGGCAAACGCACAGCUCACUCACGACGUGCGCGCUGCCAAGACGAAACUCAACGACAUGACGUGCCAGCUCCAUACCGCCGAGUCGGCAUUCGAUACAAACCAACGACAGAUUCAAGCCUUGGCCAUGGACGCAUUGGACCAGACUCGGCUGACCAACAACGAGUUUGAGGAGCGCUUGAUUCAAGAGCAGCCCACGAGUGCCGAACUGCGGGAUAUGGUCCACCACUGCAUGCGGCAGAUGGAGGAAAUGUCGAGGAAGGAGCUCGUAGCAAUGGAGAAGCUGCCAGAUCCGGCCGGCGCCGACAGGACGAGAAAUGCCCGGCGGCAUGGCAUUCGACAGCGAGGUAAUCAGCCGAACUAAAAUUGUGUGGUUGGACGGGAG